Messenger RNA from Trichoderma citrinoviride, 1212 nucleotides. RefSeq names its product nucleic acid-binding protein. Bases 1 to 1212 code for a protein of 403 amino acids. Gene Ontology annotation, molecular function: tRNA binding. The record is from RefSeq and is a predicted model, not a curated record. Gene Ontology annotation, cellular component: methionyl glutamyl tRNA synthetase complex. NCBI's taxonomy places the organism in Eukaryota, Fungi, Ascomycota, Sordariomycetes, Hypocreales, Hypocreaceae. The transcript has a single exon.
AUGGCAGCCCUCAGCUCCCAAAAGUACACGCCCACCGAGGAGGCCGAGAUCCAGCAGUGGCUCACCACCUCGGAGCGCCUCAAGUCCGCCGACAGCAAGUCCGAGAUCCUCGAGACCCUCAACGGCCACCUCUCCAGCCGGACGACCCUGCUCGGCAGCAAGCCUAGCAAGGCCGACGUCGCCAUCUACGAGGCCCUCGCGCCCAUCGUCGCCAAGUGGACGCCCGAGGAGCGGACCGGCGAAAAGGGCCUCCCGCACAUCGUGCGUCAUGUGGACUUUGUGCAGAACGCGCCCGUCUUCGGGCUGGAGCUCAAGGACGAGCAAAAGGUCAAGGUCGACCAGGAGGAGGUCCUGUAUGUCAAGCCCCCCGUCGACGCAAAGGCCGAAAAGGAGCGCCUCAAGAAGGAGAAGGCUGCCGCUGCCGCUGCCGCCUCCGGAGGCAACAACGCCACCCUCGCCGACCGCACCAAGGAAAAGGCAAAGGAGGUCAAGGACAAGGCCAAGGAGGUCGUUGCCGAAGCCAAGGGCACUGCUGCCGCCGCCGCUGGAGGCGACAAGCCCAAGAAGGAGAAGAAGGAGAAGGCUCCUAAGCCGCAAAAGGCCCCCGCCGCUGCCGCUCCCCUGUCCCCUUGCCUGAUCGACCUGCGCGUCGGCCACAUCCUCAAGGCCAUCAACCACCCCGAUGCCGACUCGCUCUACGUCUCGACCAUUGCAAUGGGCGACGCCCCCGGAACUGAGGACACCACCGAGUACGAGGGCCAGGUCUGCCGCACCGUGUGCUCCGGCCUCAACGGCCUUGUGCCCCUCGAGGAGAUGCAGGGCCGCAAGGUCGUCGUCGUGGCAAACCUCAAGCCCGUCAAGAUGCGCGGCAUCAAGUCCUGCGCAAUGGUCCUCGCCGCGUCGCCCAAGGUCAAGGAGGGCGAGGUCGACGACCACAAGGGCCCCGUCGAGCUGGUGACGCCCCCCGAGGGCGCCAAGGCCGGCGAGCGCGUCUUCUUCGAGGGAUGGCAGGGCGAGCCUGAGGGUGUCUUGAACCCCAAGAAGAAGAUUUGGGAGACAUUUGCGCCGGGCUUCACAACGACGGAUAAUCUCGAGGCUGCAUUUGAUGCGAGCGUUGUUGAGCAGCUGGGUAAGACGGGUGUCGGCAGGCUGGUGACUGUGAGCGGCGGUGUUUGCACAGUCAAGUCUCUCAAGGGCGCUACUGUCAGGUAA